AAAUUAAAAAGUUUGAACUUGCAAACAACAUCUCCGUGAAUGUGUACAGCAUCGAGAACAACAUUGUCCCGCUACGUCUUUCAGAGAAAAAAAGACAGACACGUCAAUUUGCUGUACGUGCAAGACGAAAACAGCGUUGGACAUUUCGCUUGGAUAAAGAAUUUAUCUCGACUUGUCAGUGCGCAACUGAGUAAAAAGAAAUGUAGAAGAUAUAUCUGUGAUCGAUGUUUACACUAUUUCAAUUCGGAAGACAAGUUGCAGACGCAUACUGUAGACUGUGGAAAAUUAAAUGACUGCGCUAUCCGAUUACCGAGCGAUAAGGACAAGUGGCUUAGCUUCAACAACUACAACAGAAAGGAGCGGCUUCCGUUUGUGGUGUACGCCGAUUUGGAAUGCGUUUUGAAAAAGAUGGAACAAGAAAAAACAUAUCAGCAUCAUCAAGUAUUUAGCCUAGCUUAUUAUGUACAUUGCUCGUACGACAAUUCAUUAUCUAUAUAUAAUUCCUGCCGUAGUGUCGAUUGCGUGGCGUGGUUUGCCGAAGAACUAAAAAAUUUAGCAAUACGUUUUUUCAUAAUCUGUCCGGUUACGACGCGCAUUUCAUUAUCGAGGACUAAGCCACAGCGUUCAAAGGGGGAAUCGAAUUACUUCCAAUAA
Molecule: messenger RNA, 654 nt
Organism: Nylanderia fulva
Lineage: Eukaryota; Metazoa; Arthropoda; Insecta; Hymenoptera; Formicidae
Source: RefSeq, a predicted model, not a curated record